This is a messenger RNA of Suillus paluster, 2005 nucleotides long. RefSeq names its product tryptophan synthase beta subunit-like PLP-dependent enzyme. Bases 106 to 1764 code for a protein of 552 amino acids. The transcript is spliced from 6 exons. Gene Ontology annotation, biological process: L-threonine catabolic process. Gene Ontology annotation, molecular function: pyridoxal phosphate binding; threonine deaminase activity. NCBI's taxonomy places the organism in Eukaryota, Fungi, Basidiomycota, Agaricomycetes, Boletales, Suillaceae. The record is from RefSeq and is a predicted model, not a curated record.
UGGUGGUUUAACCAAUUCCGGCAAACACCGCAAGAUUAUGAGUCAUUUUCGCUAUCAAGAAUCAAAAGGGUUUUUGAUUGUGCUUGUCUCCAAAUUCUUAUAUCCAUGACUCCGACUAUUGCAACGCUAGAGUACUCGUCUAACGCGCCCGAUCCUCUCAUCUAUCCACGUCUGUCUGCACAUCACUUGCUAUCUUCAAAAGAGCCCGAUUACCUUCGUCUUAUACUCACUGCUAAAGUUUAUGAAAUCUUGAAGGAAACACCCCUGGUCUACGCUCCAAACCUUAGUGCAAAGCUAGGCAAUCAAAUAUGGCUCAAACGAGAGGAUCUACAAGAGGUCUUCAGCUUUAAGAUCCGAGGUGCCUACAACUUUAUGGCGGGACUAUCUGAAGAAGAACGGUGGAAGGGUGUUGUAACAUGCAGCGCUGGCAAUCACGCGCAAGGAGUAGCUCUUUCUGGCGAACGUCUUGGGAUACCCUGUACCAUUGUGAUGCCCAAAGGCACUCCGUCCAUCAAAGUUCGCAAUGUCGAACGUCUCGGUGCAAAGGUCGUACUCCACGGUGUCGACUUUGACGAAGCCAAGGCAGAAUGUGCAAGACUAGCUGCCACCCAUGGACUGAUCUUUGUCCCUCCGUAUGACGACCCCCUCGUGAUCGCUGGCCAGGGCACCGUUGGGAUGGAAAUAUUAAAACAGAUACCUGACUCCGAAAGUCUUGAUGCCAUCUUCGGUGCGAUCGGCGGUGGCGGUCUUGUCUCUGGGAUUUGUGAAUAUGUCAAACGCAUAGGCAGCCCAAACACAAAAGUGCAUGGCGUCGAGACCUUUGAUGCCGAUGCCAUGGCACGGAGUUUGAAGAGAGGGGCGAGAGUGACUUUAGCCGAGGUCGGUCCUUUUGCCGACGGGACCGCAGUAAGAGUUGUUGGCGAGGAGCCAUUCAGGAUAUGCCAGCGACUCUUGGAUGACGUGGUUCUAGUCGACAAUGACGAAAUAUGCGCCGCUAUCAAAGAUAUAUUCGAAGAAACUAGAUCUGUCACUGAGCCUUCCGGGGCCUUGAGUCUGGCAGGCUUAAAGCGACACGUCAUAAACAACAAUCUCAUCGGCGCAAAUCGAAAAUUUGUUGCCGUUGUCAGUGGAGCCAAUAUGAACUUUGACAGGCUGCGUUUCGUCGCAGAGCGCGCGGAAUUGGGUGAGGGACGCGAAGCACUUCUGAGCGUGGUGGUACCAGAGAAGCCUGGAAGCUUCUUCGCUUUACACUCCAUCAUCCAUCCGCGGUCAACAACGGAAUUCGUUUACCGUUAUAAUGAUCCGACAACCGCACAUAUAUUCCUCUCGUUCAAGCUAGAUACCUCGUCUCGCAAAAAAGAAGUGGAGAAAGUGCUUGAAGAAAUCAAAAAUCAGGGGAUGACCGGAUUCGAUAUCAGCGAUGACGAAGUCGGCAAAUCUCAUGCACGGUACAUGAUAGCUUCAUGCACAACGGUCCCAAACGAACGAGUGUUCCGGUUCGAAUUUCCUGAACGACCAGGCGCCCUGCGCAAGUUCCUUCAGGGUAUCCAUGCCGGCUCAGGCUGGAAUAUAUCGUUGUUCCAUUACCGCAAUCAUGGCGCUGAUCUUGGCAGAGUUCUAACGGCCAUCCAAGUUCCUCGAGAAGACUACGGGGCGUUCGACGAGUUUUUGGGCCAGUUAGGAUAUCACUAUGUGGAGGAGACUGAUAACGAAGUUUACAAACGGUGCCUUAGAGGACGGCUUCCUCAGAAUGGAUCAGCGUAGGAUCUAUUUCAAAAAGGUGGCUUAAAGUAGCUCGCCUGCGCCUGACUAUGUAUGCGAUAAGCAACCGCGGAUGUUAGACUAACCAUUUCGGCGUUGUCAUUUAUGGAGCAUGUCUACACAGAAGCUUCAUGUAUUUAAGUAAUUAGAGAUUAGAAAUACUGCGGCUUAGUAGAGACAAUGGGCGCUGCGGGUUCAGGAAGGCUUAGCUAUAAGUAAUCUAUAGGACGCCGAUUCACGAACU